Molecule: messenger RNA, 4395 nt
Organism: Octodon degus (degu)
Lineage: Eukaryota; Metazoa; Chordata; Mammalia; Rodentia; Octodontidae
Gene: Ttc14
Product: tetratricopeptide repeat domain 14
Exons: 12
Coding region: 132-2450 (772 amino acids)
Molecular function (GO): protein binding; nucleic acid binding
Source: RefSeq, a predicted model, not a curated record
CGGAGCACUUCCGGAAGAGGUGAGCCUGCUGUGGAGAGUGCUGUGUGUUUCCGGCUGCUUCCUCAGCCUGACAGAGCGCCCUGCUCAUGUAGUGGGUACAGAACAGGCCGUCGGACCUGCGGCCUCGCGUCAUGGACCGGGACCUUCUGCGGCAGUCCCUGAAUUGCCACGGGCCGUCCUUGCUCUUCCUCCUCCGGAGUGAGCAGCAGGACAACCCGCACUUCCGGAGCCUCCUGGGGUCGGCGGCGGAGCCCGCUCGGGGUCCUCAGCCCCAGCCGCACGUACAGGGCAGAAAAGAGAAGAGAGUCGACAAUGUCGAAAUACAAAAAUUCAUCUCCAAAAAAGCAGAUCUGCUCUUUGCACUUUCCUGGAAAUCAGAUGGACCUGCAGCGUCCGAAGUUCACGAAGACAAUGAAGAACAUUUUGCAGUCAUGCCACCUUUAGAGCAGUUCAUGGAGAUGCCUAGUGUGGAUCGCAGAGAGCUUUUCUUCCGAGAUAUUGAGCGUGGUGAUAUAGUAAUCGGAAGAAUUAGCUCCAUUCGGGAAUUUGGUUUCUUCAUGGUGUUAAUCUGUUUAGGAAGUGGCAUCAUGAGAGACAUAUCCCACUUAGAAAUCACAGCUCUUUGCCCCUUAAGAGAUGUGCCUUCUCAUAGUAACCAUGGAGAUCCUUUGUCAUAUUACCAAACUGGUGACAUCAUUCGAGCUGGAAUCAAGGAUAUUGACAGGUACCAUGAAAAGCUUGCGGUGUCUCUGUAUAGCUCAUCUCUUCCACCACACCUAUCUAAUACUAAACUAGGUGUCAUUACUUCUGAAGAGCUUCCGUUGUACUACAGGAGGAGUGUUGAACUAAAUAGUAAUUCUUUGGAAUCCUAUGAAAAUAUCAUGCAGAGUUCUUUGGGAUUUGUUAAUCCAGGAGUAGUUGAAUUUCUCCUAGAAAAGCUAGGAAUAGAUGAAUCUAAUCCACCAUCUUUAAUGAGAGGCCUACAAAGCAAAAAUUUCUCUGAGGAUGAUUUUGCUUCUGCAUUACGAAAGAAACAGUCUGCAUCUUGGGCUUUAAAAUGUGUGAAGGUCGGAGUUGAUUAUUUUAAGGUUGGACGCCAUGUGGAUGCUAUGAAUGAAUACAAUAAAGCUCUGGAAAUAGACAAGCAAAAUGUGGAAGCUUUGGUAGCUCGUGGAGCAUUAUAUGCAACCAAAGGAAGUUUGAACAAAGCAAUAGAAGAUUUUGAACUUGCAUUAGAAAACUGCCCAACUCAUAGGAAUGCCCGAAAAUACCUCUGCCAAACACUCGUAGAAAGAGGAGGGCAGUUAGAAGAAGAAGAGAAGUUUUUAAAUGCUGAAAGUUACUAUAAGAAAGCUUUGGCUUUGGAUGAGACUUUUAAAGAUGCAGAGGAUGCUUUGCAGAAACUACAUAAAUAUAUGCAGAAAUCUUUGGAAUUAAGAGAAAAACAAGCUGAAAAGGAAGAAAAGCAGAAAACAAAGAAAAUAGAAACAAGUGCAGAAAAAUUGCGUAAGCUCUUAAAAGAGGAGAAAAGGUUAAAGAAGAAAAAAAGAAAAUCAUCAUCUUCCUCUUCAAGUGUUUCAUCUGAUGAUGAGUCUGUUUCUUCUUCCUCAUCCUCCUCAUCUUCCUCUUCUGAUCACAAAAGGCAUAAGAAACAUAAGAGGACCCGUUCAGAGUCUUCUCGCAGUUCCAAAAGGCAUACAUCUAGGGCAUCUUCAAAUCAGGUAGAUCAGAAUAGGAAAGACGAGUGCUACCCAGUUCCAGCUAAUACUUCAGCAUCUUUUCUUAAUCAAAAACAAGAAGUGGAAAAACUACUGGAAAAGCAAGAUAAGUUACAAUAUCCAAAGACACAAGUAAAAGAGAAAGUUAGGUGCCCUUUUUCUUCAUCUUCAGUUGAAAGACCGGAUGAUUUUGGAGGUAGGUCUGAAGAUCCAAAAGAUUCUUACAAUAGCUAUAAAACCCAGGCAGGUGGUAGCAAAAUAGAAAAGCCAUAUAAAUCAGAAAGACAUUUUUCCACUAGAAGAAAUUGCUCAGAUUCCUUCUGUAGGAAUUCAGAGGAUAAAAUGUACAGUUAUAGGAGAUUUGACACAGACAUAGAGGGAAGAAGAGAACAUUACAGAAGGUGGGAGCCAGGUUCCAUGAGGCAUUCCACUUCACCAGCCAGUUCAGACUAUUGGAAGUCAGUGGAAAAACACAAGAAGUACACUUACCCUGGAUCACAUGAUUUCAGUAGACAUGAGCAAAGGUACCGAUUAAAUGUCAGUCAAGGAGAUUAUGAAAGAGAGGACAGUUCUAGGGAAGAUAACAAAGCACAGGUUCCAGAAGAUGAUGGAUUAAGUAGCAAAGAGCAGUCAGAAAGCAAAGUUAAAAAAAAUUUACCUCAAAAUUUACUCAAUAUAUUUAAUCAGAUAGCUGAAUUUGAGAAAGAAAAAGGAAAUAAGCCAAAAAACUAAUAUGUCAAGGAAAUUUGUACUCUUAUACUAAGCACUAGUAAAUAUUGUAUAUCUCAUUUGUAACAAUCUCAUGCAGAAACCCUGCUAAAAUUGUAGAGCUUAUAGAAAGCUAAUCUGAUCUGUUUCAGUUGUAGGUCCCUUUGUCACAAAUUGAAUUUUGGGCUUUCCAUGAGUAUGUACAGUAUAUUUCUUACUAUGACAAUUUAAAUUUCUUUACCUAAAUGAAAGGUAAUUCUCUGAAAACAUUGCUUCAUUGUAUUAUGGUAUAUGCAAAUUCCUGGGCCCAUCCUAUGUUGAUGUUUGGCAGAAAGUUAAAUUUGUGCAUUAAAUGCUUGAAUCAUUUCAUCAAAAAUAACUUUUCUGUUAAAAGCCCUCAGAUUGUGAAAGAGCAUGUUUGAAUGUCUCUUGAGUACUAUUUUACAUCAUGUUUAAUUUUUUUUGGUUUUAUUCUAAAAUAGAAGAUCACAUCUAUUAAUUGGCCUCCAAAAAGCCUAAUUUAAUUAAAAGUGAUCUGUGAACACUCCAUGGCUUUUACUCAGUUAACAGUUUUCAAAUAAGACCAGGAAAGUUGACUAAGAGUCUGUUUUGCUUGUUUAUCCAUUAUUGGGUUUUUUUGUUUUUUGUUUUUUGUUUUACUUUUAGCAUUACAGCCAUAAGAAAUUUAACCUUAAGCACUGUUAAGACCCUUAGAGACUGUUUCUAGUCAAGAGUAGAUCAGAAUAGAAACCUUUUAGCAGAAAUAGCAGUGGUAGGGAAGCACCCUGUAAGUCUGUUACUUCUCUGGGGAAAGACAAAUAGGGAACUGUCCUAGUAUUGCAAAUGCUCUGUUCACAAAUUGUGAAGCCUAUUUUUAAAUAGCUUAGGACUAGCCUGUUUUUUUACUUUUCUUCCUUAUUCUUAGCAUCUCACUUCAAGUACUGCCUCUUAAGAUCUGAAUAAAAGACUAGGCCAACCAUAGCUUAAUUUUACUCAGAAUAAAUUUCAGCAGCUACAACUAAAGAAGGAAGGGUCUUGGAUUUUAAAGAUCUUCCCCAAAUUACUAAAUAUAGUAAUCUGGGAGUUACUGGGAAAGAAGUAUAAUUUAAUUGUUGGGAUUGUGGUGCUUUUUAGAAUCUUCGUAAUGUAAGAUUCUAGAAGCUGUAAAUGGUGAUGAAAUUUUAAUCCGAUCACAAGGCAACAGAGGAUGGGUUUAGGUGGAAGCAUAGGUGGGUAUCCAUCUACAAAGGUCCCAGUAAGAAUGAUAAAGGAAGAGACAAUUCCACCUGUCAGCUUGCCACCAGUAAAAUACCAAACCUUUAAUACUAUUAAUGUCAUUUGUGUCCUUCAGUUUGUAGUGAUGUGUGAGCCUAAUGGAAAAAUCUGAAAUUUGUUUUGCAGUGGAACAGGGAAAAGAAAUCCUGGUUAAGAACAUAUCUAAUGACAAUAGGAAUAGGCUAAAUCAUUCCUGCACUGACAGUCUUUGCAAGAAGAAACUCAGUGUUGUAUGUAUUAAUAGUUCUGUCAUCCCUACACACUUGUACAUCAUGGAGUUUUUGUUGUGCUUUGAAGUACUGAGGAUUAUUUCUAGACAGGGCCUUUUACCAUUGAGCUACACAUCCCAAACUAUUUUUUGUUGUUGAGAUAGUGUAGCUCAAGUUGGCCUCAAACUUGACAAUCUUUCUGCCUCAGCUCCCAAGUAGCUGGGAUUACAGGUGUGUGCCAUUGAACCUGGCCAUAACAAGCUUUUCAGAAAGCAAAAACUACCUCUUGCAUAGCCCCUUGACACUUGAGAAAACCCUAGCACAGCUCCAAACUUUACACAUACCAUUUUACCUCAGUGUUAAGAUAGUGCCUUAUCUUUUAGGCUAAUUGAAUUUAAGAAUUCCUUCUUUCCCAGAGUCUCUUGAAAUAUACCAGAUUUAAGCAGAGCCCAACCAGUUUCUAACAGCCCAUCACAGGAAGAAAA